AUGCCGACAUCUCUUAUCUCCCGCAUGCUGGAUGAGCCCGUCCAGUACUACUCCCAGGGUCUCCGUGGUCGUUUCCAAGUGGACGCUCUCCGUAAUCCCAUGCUUCAGACCUUCUCCAAGGCCUAUGCGGCCAUUGAUUACGAGUUCAGCCAGGAGGACUACGAGGGCCGGACCGAGGCUGUCCUCCGUGCCGGCCACCUGGAGACCCACCUACCUUAUGGGUUUCCGGAGUCUGUCAAGGGCCGCAUGACGUGGUCCGGCGCUGAUUUUGCCAACGACGAGUCGUACGUCGUCCAUCUGACCGACGAGUGGAAGGUCGAGAUCCAAAGUGCUCUGGACCACUUUCUCUCCCUCGGGAUUCCCAACACCGAGGUGAACCCUUCCAACUUCCCUCUUCCUACUCUGGGCCCUCGCCUUGUCGAGAUCCGCAAUGAUGUCUACUACGGCCGUGGCUUCGCCAUCCUCCGCGGCCUCGACGUCGACUCCUUCGACAACGACAACGGCAUCACCGUCAGCCUCGGUAUCACUUCCUACGUCGCACCUACCCGUGGCAAGCAGAACCAGCGUGGCGAUAUGAUUAUGCACGUUAUCAACACCGACGAGGAUGACGUCCAGUCGAACAAGACCGUGGAGAAGCCCUUCCACACGGAUACCGUCUGCGACGUGUUGUGCCUCUUCACCAAGGCCUGCGCUUCCGUCGGCGGACGCAGCAUCAUGUCCUCCGUCGGCCAGGUGUACAACGAGCUGGCAGCCACCCGUCCCGACAUCAUCCACGCCCUUACCCGCCCCAACUGGCCUUUUGACACCAUACUACAACCGCGCCCUCCUCUACCACCACGACGACAAGAUCCUCAUGAACUUCUCCCGCCGCCUCCUCACCGGCUCCCUCCCCGCGACCCCCGCACCCCCGGCAUCCCCGGCCUCACCGAGCGCCAAGCCGAGGCCCUCGACGCCGUCCACGCCAUCGCCCGCGCCCACGAGAUCCGCACCGUCAUGCAAAAGGGCGACAUCCGCUUCCUCAACAACAUGGGCCUCCUCCACCGCCGCGAAUCGUUCGAGGACGCCGAGGGCGCCGACCGCCGCCACCUCGUUCGCCUUUGGCUCCAUAACCAGGACCACUGCUGGAAGCUCCCCGCACCCCUCCGCCUCGCUUGGGCCCGCGUCUUCGAGGACGAGGAGAGGGAGACUCAUUGGACUUUUGACCCGGUCGGCGCGGACGGCAAGGUCCUUAGGUCGGCCGUUUCUUGUGACUAA
This is a messenger RNA of Parascedosporium putredinis, 1254 nucleotides long. Lineage: Eukaryota; Fungi; Ascomycota; Sordariomycetes; Microascales; Microascaceae. The record is from the annotation of a GenBank genome assembly.